CGUCAAUCCCAAAGUAGUUGCCAUCGCGAAUGGGGACGGUACAAUUUGUUGACUCGGCCAUGUUCGAUCCAGUAAUUGUUGGCCGUACUGUCGCGUCUCAUCUUUCCCGCUGGGUUUCCACCAAGCUCGUCGGUUCCCCUCCACAAUUGUGCUGUGGCAUUUAGCUUUAGAACUACAGAGUGGUUCCACUUCUGUUGUCGCGAGGCGGGCUUACAAGCACUGAUAUAAGUAUAUGGCGCCUGAAAUGCCAGACUUUAGCAGAAUCCCUUUCGUUUUGGUCUCUCCAGUGAUAUGAAAUGCAUUCAACACCAAGCUCUUGAAAGAUGAGUGCCGACGCCGAAGAGCAACAGCGAGAGCAAGUCGAGACUACAGACGUGAUCAUCUGCGGCUGUGGUCCGACGGGUGCUAUUCUCAGCGCCCUGUUGGGACGGAAAUCCGUCAAGAACGUCGUGCUCGAGCGGGAGAAGGAGGUUGUGACGGAUCCGCGAGGCAUUGCGCUGGAUGAAGAUGGAAUUCGACUUUUGCAGGAGAUCGGCCUGUACGACAAAGUGCACGGCGAAAUCGGAGAGUGUCUCGCACAGAUCUACUUCACGUCCGGCAGGGAGGGGUUGAUGACGAAGCCGUUCAUGCACAUGGACAUGUCGACGACCGAAGGAGGUAGCGGUCAUGUCGGCGGAAUCUGCCACAAACAGCCUGUGAUGGAGAAGUAUAUACGACAAGUUGCGAGGGGUUGUCCGAGUUCCGAGUUGAGACUGGGUUGUACGAUUACGGAGAUCGCUGAGGAUAAGGACUCGGUGAGGGUCAAGUAUAUCGACGAUAAGGGGGAGGAGAGGUGGUUGAGAGGCAAGUUCCUUGUUGGAGCGGAUGGAAAGACCGGUUUUACGAGGAAGCGCUACUUGGAGCCGAAGGGUGUGGUGCUGGAGACUCUUUCUGGGUACGAAUACCAGGAGACGUGGGUCGCUGUGAAUUAUCAUAUGGAUCUGCCGACGCCGGAGAUGCAUCCUGAUUUCCCGCUGUGGAAAUUGGGAUAUACGCCGCAGGAUGUAUACGAUGCGUUCUUCCCUACGGGAUUCAGAUUCAUCGGCAAUCCGGACAGACCGUCGGUUUGUGGAACCUUCGGCCCGAGGAAAGAGAGGUUGUGGCGGUUCGAGUAUGUCGUUGACAUCCAGAAAGGAGAGGAUCCAGUGGAGAUGGCGACUUAUGAUAAGAUGGCGGCCGUCAUUUUCCCGUAUCUAACGCACCCUGGAAAACGAUAUGGGUUGAAAGACCCAGUGCAGUAUCCCACGGAUUGCAUCCAUGUCCUAAGGUCUAGGCCGUUCUCGUUCUCGGCCAGGAGUUGCAACAAGUGGUCAGUCGGAAGAGUGAUGCUCUGCGGUGACGCCGCGCAUGUUAUGCCCCCCUUUGGCGGACAAGGUAUAGCCUCAGGCUUCCGUGACGCCGCUGGUAUAGCGUGGAGACUUGGCCUAGCCUGCCGGUCUGGCUUCGACCAGAGUCACGAACGAUUGUUCAAUGGCUGGUGCCUCGAACGCAAACAACAGCUCGACCGAUCAAUUGCUGCGACCGUCGCGAAUGGAGAUCUUACUACGGCUAGGAGUCCGAUCAAGAUAUUCUUCAGGGACUGGAUACUUUGGUUCAUGCAGCUGGUCCCGAGCUGGAGACACAAACUGAGGCUAGGCCCACGAGCUAAUGGGAUGGGAAGGUAUAAUUACACCGAGGGAAUGGCGUUCUUGCCCGACCUCUUUGGCGGACGGCAGCUACCGCAGGUUUACUGUCAGGCUGUCGCUUCUGGUAAAGCUGCUGCAGCCGAGGUACAGUUUACUGACGAUGUGAUUUAUCGUCCCGAGUCGAGCUCCUUUUUGAGACUGCUUGUUCUUGUGGACGAUUUGGAGCAGGUGCAGAGGGCACGGGAAGAGUUGGAAAAGUUGAAGGUGGAGGAUGUUUCGGCUGGGGAGGUGAAGAUGGAUGAGGUCUGUUAUCUGGUGACAUCGCCCGACUGUGAGGCUGGAAGGUCAUCGGGGGCGAUGAUGGAUGCGAAGCAAAGAGUCUAUCGCUUGGCUACUGGUGAUGAAUUUCUGGCGUCGGGUCUGUGCAAGGAUCGUCCGCCUCCCAUAGGGUACGACAUGUAUCGGAUCAAGAAUGAGCUUGGAGGGAGGAGGUAUGUUUUGGUGAGACCGGACAGAUUCAUGUUCGCGGCAUGUUAUUCGGGGGAGGAGUUGGUGAGUGCUUGUAGGAGAGUUUCAAAGGCGCUGUACGGGAAGGCAGAGGCAGAGGCAGAUGGAGAGAUUGGAAUUAAGCUGUGAGGCCGGUCUGCGUCAUAUCGUUGGAAGGGUGUCGAUGAUUGUAUCGUCACUAUAUUAGGAUAUUUCUACCUUGCUUUCUGGGUUUCAUGCCUUGUAAAGCAAUAAGAAGAAAGAUAAAAAAGCCCAG
Molecule: messenger RNA, 2427 nt
Organism: Exophiala xenobiotica
Lineage: Eukaryota; Fungi; Ascomycota; Eurotiomycetes; Chaetothyriales; Herpotrichiellaceae
Exons: 4
Coding region: 324-2300 (658 amino acids)
Biological process (GO): 3-(3-hydroxy)phenylpropionate catabolic process
Molecular function (GO): 3-(3-hydroxyphenyl)propionate hydroxylase activity; FAD binding
Source: RefSeq, a predicted model, not a curated record